UCAUACUAUAAAAAGCAUCGAUUGUAUGAAAUUGACUUUCUAGGCAUUUGUACGAGUCGAUAUGAGCUGAUAUUUCUUGAUGGGUUGCUUUGGGCAUUGCCCAAAUCAGCCCACCAAUAAAAUAUAUAUUGUCCGACUCGUUAAAUUUUGGAUUAAUUGAAGGUGUGAUACGUCUUUAGGUCAAUUUUGACAUCCUCACUCGUGCGAUACAAGUUGAAGAGAAAGCAAUGAACCUGAGCCUACAGCAGGUUAUAACAAGUUAAGCUCAACAGCUUUUGGUGGUGCUGUCUCUUUUUCUUCUCAGUUGUUUCCUCUCUUCAUCAACACAAAGUUUUGUAGCAUUAACAACAUAGGAGUAUGAGUAGAAACACCAUAUUGCCCAUGCAGAAGCUCAUAGUUCACGUGGCGAUUCUCAUUUUUGCUCUUCUACCAUUAGUCAGUUCAACUCAAAAGCACACAAAAAAGAUUAUUCAUGAAUGCAGUGAUCACAAAGUCCUUGAGUUAAGUCCGAAGUUGUCAUUCCAAAUUAUCCUACAUGGAUUUCUGCUAUGGGCUUCUAUGGGUUUCUUGAUGCCUAUUGCGAUUCUUGUAAUGAGAAUGUCAAAUAGACAGCAAUGUGGAAGAAGGCUAAAGCUUCUUUUCUAUACCCAUGCUUCUUUACAGAUACUAUGUGUUAUCCUUGUAAUAACAGCAACAACCUUGUCAGUAAUAAACUUUGAGAACUUUUUCGACAAUACUCACCAAAGGAUUGGCUUAGCUCUAUAUGUUGCCAUAUGGCUGCCAAUAGUCGCUGGGAUUUUUCGGCCUGACAAGAGAAGCAAAAGAAGGGGUGCAUGGUUUUGUUUCCACUGGCUUAUUGGAGUCACAGUUACUUUACUGGGAAUCGUCAACAUAUAUACAGGAUUACAGGCCUAUCACAUGAAAACAAUGAAAAGCACCAGUGUUUGGAACUGGCUUUUCAGUGCUGAGGUUGCUAUUAUCGCGUUCAUCUAUCUACUCCAAGAAAAAUGGCACUAUAAAAAGCAAUCAGGAGUGAUUUUAGGCAAUGAAUCAGUACGACCAACGGAUCAACAAACAUCUCCAACAGAUGAGGAAAAGGAACUGUCACCCAUGCCUUAAUCAGAGCCAUGUUAAGACUUCAGACAAACAAAUGAUUUGCGUUUUACUAACAUUAAAUUCUUUCCAAUUUUGUUAUGAUCUCACCAACAAAUAUGAGAGUUUUGUGUAGGAUACUAAUGUAGAACAUCAUAUACAGCAAUUAAUAUGAGGAGUUUUGUGUC
Nicotiana tabacum (common tobacco) is the source of this 1280-nucleotide messenger RNA. RefSeq names its product cytochrome b561 domain-containing protein At2g30890-like. NCBI's taxonomy places the organism in Eukaryota, Viridiplantae, Streptophyta, Magnoliopsida, Solanales, Solanaceae. Gene Ontology annotation, molecular function: heme binding; transmembrane monodehydroascorbate reductase activity. The record is from RefSeq and is a predicted model, not a curated record.